Mercurialis annua (annual mercury) is the source of this 1183-nucleotide messenger RNA. RefSeq names its product protein CHAPERONE-LIKE PROTEIN OF POR1, chloroplastic. The record is from RefSeq and is a predicted model, not a curated record. The transcript is spliced from 3 exons. Bases 110 to 991 code for a protein of 293 amino acids. Gene Ontology annotation, cellular component: chloroplast membrane. NCBI's taxonomy places the organism in Eukaryota, Viridiplantae, Streptophyta, Magnoliopsida, Malpighiales, Euphorbiaceae.
AAUCUAAAACCAAACCGUUUCUAUUCUUCCUUGCAACACUCUCUAAUCUCUAUUCAUAAACAAAAACAAAAACAAAAACUCCAACUUUCUUCCUUAACAGUCCACAAAAAUGGCUGCGGCCACUCUCUCCUCCGUCAGACCCAACUCUCCAUCCUCCAAUUCUCCAUUCCCCCGACCACCAUCUUCUUCACCAGCAUCAGCCACUAAUCUAAUGAACACCCACUUAAAACCCUUCAAGAACCGGCUCAGUACUGUGCCGUCUCCGAGGAGAAAAGCGGUGGUGAGAGGUAGAGCUGGUUCUCGAGCUGCUGAUGAUUCGGCUCCGUUCGAGAUGUCCGUGGAGAACGCACUUAAGCUUCUGGGUGUGUCUGAAAAUGCUUCUUUUGAUGAUAUUCUGAGAGCUAAAAAGUCAGUUCUUGGUUCUUGUAAGGAUGACCAAGAUGCCUGUGCUCAGGUUGAGGCUGCAUAUGAUAUGCUGCUCAUGCAAAGAUUAACUCAACGCCGAGCUGGGAAAGUUGUUAAUAGCGGCAUCAGAUAUGCUGAUGUUAAACCCGUAAAUGGUCCAGGAAUGGGAUCAGUACCUCAGUGGCUGCAAACGACAAUGAAAAAGACAUCUGUUUCACUGGAAACACCAUCAACAGGUGAUUUGGGAAUACAAGCAGGAGUUUAUGGAGCUAUGAUGGCCUUAACUUAUGUUAAUGGAGUUUCCUCAACAUCUGCUGCACCAUAUGCCGGGGCCGAUGUUCCUGGCUUGGUCUUGGCUACAAGUUUUGGGGCUUCCUUGUACUUCAUGACCAAAAAGAAUGUGAAGUUAGGAAAGGCGACUGUAAUAACAUUAGGAGGGCUUGUGGCUGGUGCUGUAGUUGGGUCAGCAGUCGAGAACUGGUUGCAGGUCGACAUUGUUCCGUUCCUUGGGAUACAUUCCCCAGCCGCUGUUGUCAGCGAGUUCAUUCUCUUCUCUCAACUCUUGGUUUCGCUUUACCUAAGGUAGGAUUACAAGGAGAUAGUAGUUGUAACUAAAAGCUGUAAUUAAUCACUUGCAUCAUCAUAAUUCAUACCCAACACCCUCUUUUUUUUGUUUAUUAGGAUGUGUAUCAUUGCAUAUUGUACAAAAACUACAAAUAGAUGUAAUGCAAUAAACCUAAAGAAGUAAUUGCAUUUUUAAGGGAAGUUGGUUACUGUA